GGGGUCGCGGCGGCGCUCGGGGCGGACGCGGUCUCUGUCGCCCGCGGCGUCUGUUGGCUCCGCCUGGCCCCGCCGCCCUCCGAGCGCCUGUCAACCCGCCGGCCCGCCCGAGCUCGGCCGUGUGCCCCGGCUAGCCCGGGGGUCCGGGCGGCGCCCCCACGGCGGCGGCCCCGCGGGACGCGUGGACCGAGCCCCCGUCCGCGGCGGACGGCGCCAUGCGGCACCUGCCCUACUUCUGCCGCGGGCCCGUGGUGCGGGGCUUCGGCCGCGGCUCCCGGCAGCUGGGCAUCCCCACGGCCAACUUCCCCGAGCAGGUGGUGGACAGCCUGCCCGCGGACCUGCCCACGGGCAUCUACUGCGGCUGGGCCAGCGUGGGCGGCGGGCCCGUGCUCCCGAUGGUGGCCAGCGUGGGCUGGAACCCCUACUACGGCAACGCCAAGAAGUCGGUGGAAACUCAUAUCAUGCACACCUUCAAAGAGGACUUCUAUGGAGAAAUCCUCAACGUGGCCAUCGUCAGCUACCUCAGACCAGAAAAAAAUUUUGAUUCUUUAGAAUCACUGAUUUCAGCAAUUCAAGGCGAUAUUGAGGAAGCUAAGAAACGACUAGAUUUACCAGAACAUUUGAAACUCAAAGAAGACAGUUUCUUCCAGGUUCCUAAAGGCAAAAUAAUGAAUGGCCACUGAUGAAAAUCAUUUAUUCAUUCACUGUUUUCUAGUAUUUUGCUGCUCAUACUAUGUAGUUUCAUCAUCAUAUAUUUUAUAAAUCAGACCUAUUCCUGCAACUGUGGAUUAGUUUAAACAGUACAGUAUAUUCUAGUUACUGUAUUACGCUUCAGCUGUUAAAUUAAACCCACCAGGCUGUCCUACUAAAAUGAUUCAUUUUAAGAAUCAGAACUCUUUUUUAUGUAUUAUGUUGAUUAGAAUGGACUGGUAGAAUCAUCUUUCAUAUUUUCUGAUAAGAUGGAAUGUAUGUAAGUUUGGGUGAAAAGGCUUAUCACUAGUUUGAGAUGAAACUAUUUUCAUGGUAAAUUACUAGAAUGUAUGUAUUUGGAUGGCACGUGCUAUUGAACAGAGAAGACUUAUAAAAGCAAAUUCAUAGAUGAUAGUUUAUUAUAAAUCUAGUAGGAAUAACCCAAAUUGUUCUUUCGAUGUUUUUAACGUUAAUGUAUUAUUACGACCUGAAGAAUGGUGAAGUUUCAUUUCAGUUAGUUGUUUCUCCUAUGAGAUCAAAUCAUUGUUCUGUGUAUCACUUUUACAGUUGCCUGAAAUCUUAAUGUAGAUUUCCUCUGCCUGUUCUUGUUUGUCUUUUAAAACAGUAAAAUGAAUACCUUCCAAAUCUC
Molecule: messenger RNA, 1339 nt
Organism: Sorex araneus (European shrew)
Lineage: Eukaryota; Metazoa; Chordata; Mammalia; Eulipotyphla; Soricidae
Gene: RFK
Product: riboflavin kinase
Exons: 4
Coding region: 216-683 (155 amino acids)
Biological process (GO): riboflavin biosynthetic process; FMN biosynthetic process
Cellular component (GO): mitochondrion
Molecular function (GO): riboflavin kinase activity
Source: RefSeq, a predicted model, not a curated record